Molecule: messenger RNA, 2075 nt
Organism: Benincasa hispida (wax gourd)
Lineage: Eukaryota; Viridiplantae; Streptophyta; Magnoliopsida; Cucurbitales; Cucurbitaceae
Source: RefSeq, a predicted model, not a curated record
UCGUUUUAUCAAAAAUUAAAAUCAAUAUUCAAUUUUGCAAAAUUUCGAAUUUCUCUGUGUAGUGUAGUUUGUAAUUUGUAUUUGUUAAUUCGGAGUUCGAAAAUGGCGGUUCUGCAGCUUCCUUGUGUGAGGAUUAUUGAUUAUUCAUCUUCCCCAUUGUUGAGAGGAAGUAAAUCGUCGUUGUUUUGGGGAAGAGAUUUGUGCUUUGGAAAUGGAGGUAUUAGGGAUGGUCGGAGAGUGAAAGCUUCAUUCAAUGGUCGAGUUGUUAAGGUUUUCGCCAUGUCCGAUAGUUCUUCUUCUUCGUUUAAGAUGAAUCUCAAUGAGUACAUGGUUACUCUUGAGAAACCGCUCGGCAUUCGGUUCGCGAUUUCCGUCGAUGGAAGAAUCUUCGUUCACUCGCUUAAGAAAGGGGGUAAUGCUGAGAAGUCAAGAAUAAUCAUGGUGGGAGACACUUUAAAGAAGGCAAGCGAUUCAUCAGGCGUCAAGCUCACUGAGACUAAAGACUUUGGUGAUACACAGAUGAUGCUGAAGGAGAAGGCAGGAUCUUUUAGCCUGGUUCUUGAAAGACCUUUUUCUCCUUUUCCUAUUCAACAGCUUCUGCUUUCAAACGAUUUAGAUAUUUUAUUUAACAGAGGUCGAGUGCCUAUUGCUACUUGGAAGAAAGAAGUUUUGGCAUCAAAUUUACAAACAUCUGAUGCAAGCAGUGGGAACUCUGGCUUUGCAACUUUCUCCUCUAAGUUCUCAACAGCACAAGGUUGGAAACUUCUUAACGAUCAAAUUGAAGAUGUAAAAUCACAUAUACAGAGAAACAUUCUCACACCUCAAAUCAGCCAACUUGUUGGUAUAUUUACUGAAGAGGAGCCUGGAGAUGGAGAAUGGGCUCAUGGGAGCUUCCCCCUAGAUGAAUAUGUCAAGGCAUUAGAACGGUCUAAAGGGGAGCUAUAUUAUGAUCACUCUCGUGGUAUGAGCUAUAGUAAGAUCACGGAGCAAAUCUAUGUGGGGUCAUGUAUACAGACUGAAGCAGACGUAGAGGCUUUGUCAAACAACGUGGGAGUCACCGCUGUACUGAAUUUUCAAAGUGCAACUGAGGCAGAAAACUGGGGGAUUAAUUCCAAGUUAAUCAAUGAGUCGUGCCAAAAAUGUGAUAUUCUAAUGAUCAGCUAUCCUAUCAGGGAAGGAGAUUCUUAUGAUUUGAGGAAAAAACUACCAUUCUGUGUGGGUCUACUUUUACGACUGUUAAAAAAGAACCAUCGAGUUUUUAUAACUUGUACCUCUGGUUUCGAUCGAUCUCCAGCAAGUGUGAUUGCAUAUCUACACUGGAUGACCGAUACUUCUCUUCAUGCAGCUUAUAAUUUUAUCACCAGUUUGCAUUCCUGCAAACCUGACAGGCCUGCGAUUGCUUGGGCAACCUGGGAUCUCAUAGCAAUGGUGGAAAAUGGAAGGCAUGAUGGACCGCCCACUCAUGCCGUUACCUUCAUAUGGAAUGGUCAAGAGGGGGAGGAUGUAAAUUUGGUUGGAGAUUUUACUGGUAACUGGAAAGAACCGGUAAAGGCUAGUCACAAGGGUGGGCCUAGAUAUGAAGUAGAAAUGAAACUUCCUCAGGGGAAGUAUUACUAUAAGUACAUCACAAAUGGUCAGUGGAGGCACUCAACAUCUUCACCUGCUGAAAGAGACGAUAGGGGGAAUGUCAACAAUGUAAUAGUCAUCGGCGACACUGCCAGUGUUAGGCCUUCGGUUCAACCGCAAAAAAAAGUAAGAUGCAAAUAUCGUGAAGGUAAUUGAAAGACCGCUGACAGAAAAUGAGCGAUUCAUGUUGGCGAAAGCGGCUCGUUGUGUUGCCUUUUCAGUAUGUCCAAUUAGAUUAACUCCCAAGUAGUUUGGACAUAGUCAAUUUUUAAAAUCCUUUAUUUUGUGUCUUAGUUAUAAUCCUACAUCUACAUAUAGAAAAAUAAAUAUUUCCAUGAAAAUCCUCAUUUGCUCUAGGUUUCUUGUACUUAAUAGUUAAUACAUGCAACAUUAACACUGUAAUAUAUAGAUAAACUAUAUGGAAGCUUCCUCUCUCUCUCUCUCUCUCA